Messenger RNA from Toxorhynchites rutilus septentrionalis, 1048 nucleotides. RefSeq names its product histone H1B-like. Gene Ontology annotation, molecular function: double-stranded DNA binding; nucleosomal DNA binding; structural constituent of chromatin. The transcript has a single exon. The record is from RefSeq and is a predicted model, not a curated record. Gene Ontology annotation, biological process: nucleosome assembly; negative regulation of DNA recombination; chromosome condensation. NCBI's taxonomy places the organism in Eukaryota, Metazoa, Arthropoda, Insecta, Diptera, Culicidae. The coding region runs from base 146 to 964 and encodes 272 amino acids. Gene Ontology annotation, cellular component: nucleus; nucleosome.
UUGGAAAUUACAAACUCCGCUCUUUAAUACAGCUCGCUCGCACGCACGCACGCAGUAUUAGGAGAAGACACAGACCGUAACGGUACGGAACGAAACAAAACAAAACAGGGAAAAGCGCUGAAAAAGCAGCAGAGGAAGCAGAGAGAUGUCGGACAAUAACGCAGCUACCGAGGCAGUCGGCGAGAGCCCGUUGGCGGCACCAGCCGUGGGCAGUGAGAAAUCGCCGAAAAAGGCAGGCGGCAAAUCAGCGGCGGCAGCAGCAGCAGCGAAGAAGCCGAAAAAGCCCGCCAACCAUCCACCGGUUAACGAGAUGAUAGUGGCCGCCAUCAGGACGCUGAAGGAGCGCAACGGUUCAUCGCUGCAGGCCAUCAAGAAAUACCUGGCCGGCAACUACAAGGCGGAUGUGGCGAAGCUAACUCCGUUCAUCAAGAAAGCGCUGAAGAACGGUGUCGUCAAGGGCCUGUUUGUGCAAACGAAGGGCACUGGUGCGUCGGGCUCGUUCAAGAUCCCCCCAAAGGCCAAAAAGGAGUUCACCGGGGAGAAGAAGAGUGGCUCGUCGGCUAAGAAAGCACCAGCAGCAGCGAAAAAGGGUACCGCUUCCGGGGAUAAGAAAUCCAAGAAGGCAGCCGCCGAGAAGAAGCCGAAAAAGGCUACCGCUGCUGCUGGCAAGAAGAAAGCUGCCGCUGCUACCGGGGAGAAAAAUACAGCAACCGCAGCCAAAAAACCGAAAGCUGCUGCUGCUGCUGCUGCUGCUGCUGUGAAGAAGGUGGUGGCCAGCGAGAAGAAAACCAAGGCAGCGAGUGCCAAGGCUGCCAAGAAGACCGGCAGUGUGAAGAAAGCUGCUGCUACCGCCCCGAAGCAAAAGCCAACGAAACCCUCGAAAACCGCCGCACAGAAACCGAAAACGCCAAAGCCAAAGAAAGCAGCAGCAGCUCCGAAAAAAGCUACCGCUGCCAAAAAGUGAACAACGUAGCCAGUAGUAGUGGUCCGACUAAAACAACAGCACAACACGAGAAAUCAAAUUCAGUCCUUUUCAGGACUAUCAAUA